AACGUUAUUUUUACGAUAACUUAGUACCAAAUAGGUUCGCUAAAUAAAAUGUUUGUUGCGAGAAUAGCGCUUUUGUUUAUAAUUUGUAUUUGGGUUCGUUUAACUUCGCAGGAGACUGUGAAAGUGACCUUAUAUUAUGAAGCUUUAUGUCCGUACUGUCACGAAUUUAUUCAGGAUCAGUUAUAUCCGGGAUACGAAACAUUGGGAGAUUCCUUACAACUAGAUUUAGUUCCAUACGGCGCAGCCAAGCACAAGAAAGUCCAUGGGAAAUGGAAGUUUUCAUGUCAGCAUGGUCCAAAAGAAUGUUAUGCAAAUAAACUACAUGCAUGCGUGUUGAACAAAAAUUAUACUCAAGCGGAGAGUAUGAACUUUAUAGGUUGCUUAAUGAAGACGGCAAAUCCAGAGAAAGAUUCUAAUGCUAAAAAGUGUGCAUAUAAGAAAGAGCUGUCUUGGGAAACCAUUAAGAGAUGCGCAAAUGGCGAGGAAGGCGACGAACUCUUUGCUCAUUAUGGAGAUGUAACUGACAGUUUAUAUCCCAGUUUGGAAUACGUUCCACAUAUUCUAUUCAAUGACAAAGAUAAUCAGACUUUGGAAGAUUCUGCUAGAGAUAAUUUUGUAAAAACUGUAUGCGCCAUUUUCACAGACAGACCUAGCGGCUGCUAAUUUUUAUAUUUGGCCAAUUAGCAAAUACUUGUUAACUGUUGUAUUCCACUAAUAUCGAGCUGGUGCUUGUACAUAGGUAUCAUUAUUUACUACAGUAAUAAAAUUACGUUAUAUGUA
This is a messenger RNA of Anoplophora glabripennis (Asian longhorned beetle), 780 nucleotides long. RefSeq names its product gamma-interferon-inducible lysosomal thiol reductase. NCBI's taxonomy places the organism in Eukaryota, Metazoa, Arthropoda, Insecta, Coleoptera, Cerambycidae. The coding region runs from base 49 to 663 and encodes 204 amino acids. The transcript has 4 exons. The record is from RefSeq and is a predicted model, not a curated record. Gene Ontology annotation, molecular function: oxidoreductase activity, acting on a sulfur group of donors, disulfide as acceptor.